AUGAGACUAUCAGGAGUUUCAUUGAGAAUUUCAGCAUUUCCAACGAAGAGUGUAUCUUCAAUUUCAUACAGUAGCUUCCGGAAUUUUUCAGUUCAAUCUCGUACCUACAAUACAGUUGGCACAGACCAAGUCGUAUUGGCAGAAAAGCCUCUGUUUACAGGAAAUGGGCCGUUUGUUGAGUUGCCCAAGUUCAACGCCAUAGGUAAUCCUAGUAAGCUUCUCAACAUCUCGCUUCCACAGUCUUCUAGAUUGUGUAUCAGACAUGGGUUCAUGGUGGCCAUUGAUGGAGACCCUAACCAGAUUACCAGUACCGAAAAAUGGUUGACAGACACAGCAGACUAUCAGGAGUUGUUAUCCAACGAACCAGUAUCUCUUGUAAUCAACGGAAACAACAAAAGCUAUACCGUUUUAGAAGUAGAUAAGUCAAGUGACGAAUGGUUGAUCAUGGACUAUGACAACAUCAUCGCUUGGACUGGGUUCAACUUCAAACUCUCACCUGUGGAUUUGUACAAGCAAUUGUCCAGUUUCAAGACUGCUGGAAAAGGUGUUAUUGUAAUCAAUGGAGACAACCAAUUGUUCAAUGUCAAUGUCAAUGCUGGCGAAGAAGUAUUUGUAGAUCCAAAUACGUUGAUUGCUACUACAAGAAAACCAAGGACAAAGAUUAUGACUAAAGGAAAAUCUUUAACAUUGUUCAAAAGAUACGGAACAUCAAAAGACGAAAACAAAAACACAACACCAGUCAAGUUCAAUUUACCUAGAGUGGGUCUCGUCGGUGGAGUCGUUGUUAGCAUCGAAAAGAAAUUAAAGUCACUACAAAAUAGCAUUACAAACGUAUUUGAUAUUUCCAGCAUACGGUCGAACUGGAGCUCAGUCAAGACAUCAUUGAAGCCUAUAAGCAGAUACGUUUACAUAGCAUAUGAAUACGUCAAAUUGUUGCUUGUUGGUAACAUCAUAAAGAGAGAUCCUAUAUUCUUCCGCAUCACGGGACCAGCCAAGAUUCUAAUCAACACCAAUACGGAUAAGUACGGUCGUAUAUUCACUAAGCGAGAAAUCGAGGCAAUUCACCGGACUGGCAACAUGAAUUGA
Molecule: messenger RNA, 1086 nt
Organism: Scheffersomyces stipitis CBS 6054
Lineage: Eukaryota; Fungi; Ascomycota; Pichiomycetes; Serinales; Debaryomycetaceae
Exons: 1
Coding region: 1-1086 (361 amino acids)
Biological process (GO): inner mitochondrial membrane organization
Cellular component (GO): mitochondrial inner membrane
Source: RefSeq, a predicted model, not a curated record